UAAUAACGAAGAAAAUGAAAACAGAGAAAACGGAGAGAAUGAGAACUUGUUCUGAGAUGAGAAUGGAGAGAACGUCUUCUAUUGAGUUUGAGCCUUUAACUCUUACUCUUGAACAACUUCAGUUUGCAAGGGAGGCAGCAAUGUGUAUUUUGAGUACCAGAACAAUAGAAGAAGCUAUGGAGGUUUUCACUGAGGGUAUGCAACCUGUGUUUGGUGUUAAGAAAGAGAUGGAUUUGAUGGACUUGGAGUAUGAUGAUGGUGAGAGUGAGAAUGUUGGAGUGUUAAGGGAUUUGAGAGACAUUGUAACUGCCCCUUUUUAGUUAAGGCAUGCAUUUUCAGAGACUCCUUUUGUUGUUUCUUCAAUUCAAUGCUUAAUUUGAUGAAGAAUGUGUAUGCUUAUGUAUAUGUGAGUGUGUUUUUGUUCUUGUUUUUUUUCUGUUAA
Messenger RNA from Dioscorea cayenensis subsp. rotundata (Guinea yam), 442 nucleotides. RefSeq lists its product as uncharacterized. Bases 15 to 320 code for a protein of 101 amino acids. The record is from RefSeq and is a predicted model, not a curated record. The transcript has 3 exons. NCBI's taxonomy places the organism in Eukaryota, Viridiplantae, Streptophyta, Magnoliopsida, Dioscoreales, Dioscoreaceae.